Neltuma alba is the source of this 1449-nucleotide messenger RNA. RefSeq names its product thaumatin-like protein 1. The coding region runs from base 196 to 1134 and encodes 312 amino acids. The record is from RefSeq and is a predicted model, not a curated record. The transcript has 3 exons. NCBI's taxonomy places the organism in Eukaryota, Viridiplantae, Streptophyta, Magnoliopsida, Fabales, Fabaceae.
GCACCUCAUUCCUGCUGUGCCAUCUGCCCAAUCUCUGCCUCUGCUUCUUUAUCCACUAAGUUUUGCGUCUGGCCGGCAAGAGGCAGGCGCAGGACCUUCUAGUUCAGCAUUUGAGCUCUUGGCCUCAUUUAAAUUUUAUUACCAUCAUAUCAAUUCUUUUUACACAUUCAGCUGCGACAUCAGACGAUAGCAACAAUGGCUCUGUUAUCGUACUUUCUGCAUUCUCCUCAAUCGCUCUUCUUUUUCUUCCUUUUUCUCAUUUUUAAAGGAAUUUCGGGUGCUACAUUCACGUUCGUGAAUAAGUGUGAUUACACAGUAUGGCCGGGAAUUCUAGGAAAACCAGACAUCGGCAGCACGGGAUUCGAGCUGGCCAAAGGGAGCUCCAAAAGCUUCCAAGCCCCUACGGGUUGGUCCGGCAGAUUCUGGGCCCGAACCGACUGCAAAUUCGAUGAGUCCGGUCGCGGAACAUGUGCCACAGGCGACUGCGGCUCCGGCCAAAUCCAGUGCAACGGCUCCGGCGCCACGCCUCCGGCGACGCUAGCCGAGUUCACACUUGGCUCGUCCGGCUCCCAGGACUACUACGAUGUCAGCCUUGUCGACGGCUUCAACCUGCCGAUGACAGUGGAAGCGAGCGGCGGCUCGGGAUCCUGCUCGGGUACAGGCUGCGUGGCGGAUCUGAACCGGCGGUGUCCGUCAGAGCUGAGGGUGGAGGGCGGCGACGCGUGUAACAGUGCAUGCGGGGCGUUUGGGAAGCCGGAGUAUUGCUGUAACGGAGAGUAUGGUUCGCCGUCGACAUGCAAACCGUCGACGUACUCGGUGAUGUUCAAGUCGGCGUGCCCGAAAUCGUAUAGUUAUGCCUACGAUGAUGCUACCAGUACCUUUACUUGCACAGCUGCCGACUAUACCGUCACAUUCUGUCCUUCUUCUUCCCCAAGCCUUAAGUCUUCGACGGGUUCGUCGCCAGCAGGAACGGAUUCCUCUUCGGGAUCAUCAGUGGAAGAAGGUGCACUCGCCUCGACUUCAUGGCUAGCUAAUAUGGCAACAGGGGCUUCUCCGAGAAAUCAUCAUCAAGGGGCUCCAAAAUCUGCAUUUUUUGUGGCUCUUACUAUCAUUCUUUCCUUUUUAGUGUUCUAGUCUCUGGAAAAAAUGUCCUUUCCCCAUCCCACGACAUCUCGCUUUGUCAUCAUCCUCAUCUACCUUUCUGAGACACAGGAAUAGAUCAAUCACCCACGUCACCGUGGGGUUAAAUUAAACAAUGCUACUGAGAUUAUUCACAUUUCUAUGUAAUUAAUUAGUCAUUCAUGAGUUGCGGAUUUCGUUCUUUAUUGUUUUCCCCACUUUAUGAGCCCUUGAAAGUGAUUAUAAUGUAAACAAUGUGACCAAGUUAUUUUCUAAGUUGUAAAUUUAGCGAGAAGCCUGAGAGAUUGGUGGGUGUUGACGUUUGUGGCC